AUGAAUUGGGCCGACUCAUUACUUUACCCCCCACUUCAAUCUCCUAUAGAUUUGUUACUCAGUAAAUCCGAAUGCACUUUAGAAGAACUUCUCGAGUGCGAGGACUUCCCACAAGAGUUCCAGUCGAACAGCUCUCUUGUCGAGUUUUGUAAAGAACCCGCCAUUAUUAAGAGGAUAUUACAAUACACGAUGUACGAUUACCCAAAAGACGUCGACCAAAGUCUGAGCAAUAAGUUCCAUUUAGUCUGUGUGUCUAUCUUUGCGGAGCCUUCGCAGUUGUCUGAGGUCAUUGGGUCGACUCAAGAGUUAGUUGACUAUGUCUUUGCUGCGAUAGCGUCCGAGAACAAAACAAAAAUGGGAGCUGCGGGUCUUGUUUUGUCUUCGGUCAUCUCUUCCGACAAUUAUUUGGUAUAUAAGAGAUUCACUGAGGACGAGACUAUCAUCAAAACGAUCAUGGAGAAUUAUGAUGUCCCGGGAUUCUUAGACUCUAUCUUCCAGUUCAUGCAUUUAGAGAACGAUGAUAAGUACUCUGGUGUCAUUGAGUACAUCUGUAAGUUCGGCUUCAUCAAAAACAUUCUUCAGACAAUGAUGAAUAGUACUGAUCUGGAUACCAUCACCAACAUCUCAACCUUCAUACAUAAUAUAGUGGUAUGGAAAGUAUCGUAUACUAAUAGCAAAGCUAUCAAAUUUCUCUCGUUACUCAACCAAAACGAAUUCUUACAGAGUUUUGUUGAGUUCGCCUUUGUGUCAAAGGACUAUUUUGUCGUGGAACAUAUCUUACGUGACGUCUCUAACAUCCUCGCGUGCUCAACCUUCUUAGUCUAUCCAGACCAGAACAAUUUACCCGGAAUUUUCAAGUCCGUUUUGACUCAAAUUAACAAGUUCCCCGAUAUCUUCCAUUUGAAAAAUACAUCAUGUGUCAUUAACAACUUAUUAUACGUCGUGUUGUCUCUUGUCCUCUCCGGCUUUGACACCAUCAUCGAUGCAAUCGUCGCGUCCAACACCAUGAAAUUAUUAGUGGAGUUAUUAUAUGGGGAUCAUAUGUCCACAAUUGUCCGACAAAGUGUCUUAAUGGCGAUAUCCGCAGUGAUCUCUUCUAAAGUUUCGAAAGUGCUUAUUUCCUUAUUAGACGAUGGAAAGUUUUUGAAGCUGUUAGUUGAGAAGGACAAAGAGUCUGUUGCAAUUCAAGCAGAGAAGAACAUAGGGCCAGACUAUUGGUUAGUUGCAGCUUCUAUAAUGAAGAACUUAUAUGAGAUGGUUCCUGAGGAAGAGAGUGACAUCGGAGAGGUCGAGAGAAUUAUAAUCGACGAUAACGAGUUCAUGGAAUACGUGAAAAACAUUGUCAUCCCCCGCGACGAGGCACAAUCGGAAUACUUCACCACGACAGACUACGGCCGCGACGAAGAUAAUUACGACGAAGAUUCCAACGAAGAGGUCGAAGAGGAGAACGAUGUAAACGACGAUGUAAACGAAGACGAGCAACAAUAA
Entamoeba invadens IP1 is the source of this 1488-nucleotide messenger RNA. RefSeq lists its product as hypothetical. NCBI's taxonomy places the organism in Eukaryota, Evosea, Mastigamoebida, Endamoebidae. The coding region runs from base 1 to 1488 and encodes 495 amino acids. The record is from RefSeq and is a predicted model, not a curated record. Gene Ontology annotation, molecular function: protein phosphatase binding; protein phosphatase regulator activity. The transcript is spliced from 2 exons. Gene Ontology annotation, cellular component: nucleus; cytosol.